This is a messenger RNA of Xylaria bambusicola, 2414 nucleotides long. RefSeq lists its product as uncharacterized. The transcript is spliced from 2 exons. The coding region runs from base 587 to 1690 and encodes 367 amino acids. Lineage: Eukaryota; Fungi; Ascomycota; Sordariomycetes; Xylariales; Xylariaceae. The record is from RefSeq and is a predicted model, not a curated record.
CAGACGAAUCGGGCUCUUUAGCGUAACUAUGUUUGUAGUGUACACUGUAAUACCUUACUUACUAUGAGGCGGGCAUUCUACUAUAUAAGUAUAGUAUCUCUCUACCCAAGUUAUUAUUACCACGGCACGGACCCCAGCUGAUCCCAGCUGACUCGAGCUCGUCAUGUUCUAGCAUUAUCGCAUGAUGUCAUGAAACUGCCUUACAUUACACCCUUGAUUUCAUUAUACCCUUCGCUAGUGCUGAGCCUGGCAUUUGCAUUAUCAUUAAACUCGACUCGUCACACACUCCAACAGAGCUCACUGUACCGAAACAUAUAGGUAUUACAAUCGGAGCUUAGUAAUAGCGUUCUCAGGACAGGAACCCCUACACACAACGGUUCACAGCGCGGCAUGGCGACAGCGCCCCGAGACUGUUACCAUGUAAUUAGCAGCCCUGUACAGCCCUGACGAGACAUUCCAAAUUUUGACAAAUUUCAUUUCGCGUCACAAGUUAUCGUCAGCAACCCGCUUACCUCCCGCCCACUUUGGAGAACCCUCCCUAAAACGGAAGCCCGUUGGAACGAAAGAGAAACAAAGGAAGGACAAUAUGUCCCCUGUAUUCAGGGGUGGCGCUUUUACACACACCGUCAUCGACGCUAGAUUGGCCAUGCCGAAAGACAUCUCAUUGGCGCCAAGACAAUUGACUGUCACCAAGAAAACAUUCUUAAGCUCCCCCUGUGCCCUCUCCCCUCCCCUCCAUCAUUCAUCACGAAGAAUAACAGCUCGGUAUCUCUCCGUCCCUGCGACCAAGGCACCACGAGUAAACACCUUACAUCCUCCCAUCCGCAGUAUCCCGCAACUUCAUCGACGUAACGCCACCAUGUCUGAGAAGCUCAUUCCGAAAGAGCCUUCCAAGGUUCAGGUAAUCCGUAACGUCACACCCAACGUUGUUACCGUCUCUGUGCCUUUCUUGAGAUUCGAGAAGAUCCCCAUCGGUGGCCGUGCUACUAUCAUCAAGCUGACUUCGGGCGCUCUCGCCGUCUUCUCUCCCGUCGCUCUUACUGAUGAGGUGAAGGCUAAGAUCACCGAGCUCGGCGGCAACGUCGGCUACCUCAUUGCCGGUGAUCUCGAGCACCACAUCUUCUUGACGCAAUGGAAGACCGAGUAUCCCGCCGCCAAGCUGAUCGGUCCCAAGGGUCUUCCUGAGAGACGUAAGGCCAUUACCAACGAUCCUAUGAUUGGCAAGGAGGAGUUCGACUUCUUGUACGAUGAGAAGAACGCCCACUCGGCCGCCAUCAGCGACGAGUUCGCUGCUGACUUCGAGGUCGAGUUCGUGACCGCGCACAAGAACCAGGAACUCGUGCUUUUCUACAAGCCCGACAAGGUCUUGAUCGAGGCUGAUCUGAUGUUCAACCUACCCCCCACUGAGCAGUACUCCAAGGUGCCUGAGCAGAAAAACACCGGCGGCUUGCUCAAGAAGAUCUUCUACAGCCUCAACUCGACAGCCGGCCCAGCCAAGGGUCACAAGCGGCUGAUAUGGUUCGCCAUCAGCAACAGCAACAAGGACCGCCCUGGCUUCAACGACAGCAUCAAGCGCAUUCACGGCUGGGACUUCAACACGCUGAUCCCGUGCCACGGCGACACCAUUGAGGGCACCGGAAAGGAGACCUUUGCCAAGAUCUUUGACUGGCAUAUCAACGGCAAGAAAUAAUUGAUUUCUGCCGCGGCCUGUUUCAAAGUAAACAACACAAUACCCCAAGCCAAAGCGUCGUUCAUUGAAAUUUACCGAGGAAAAGGCUUUCUCUUUAACUCUUUUCUUAAAAGCAAAAUUCUCUCGAUACCCCUCUAUGAUACCAUUGGAUAUAAUAAGAAAUUUAGGUGAAAAAAGGGAUGGAACAGGAAAGGAAGGAAAGGAUGAGAUGAGAAGGGAGCAAGGCUGGAAGCUGCUGCAUGAGUGGAACUCGAACACAUAGUAGUAUGAUACCAAAUGCAUAGACCUUUCUUCUUGUUGUCGCAUAUAUCUGAUCUUCUAUCUCGCACGAUGACUCGUUGGUACUCGCUUGCCAUAGCUGACAUGACGUGCAGAUAGGUCCAUCUGCCGGGAAGCUGUAGCAUAUGGUAAUGGUGUCGUCAGAUUCGUAUUAACGAAUCGCAUUGCCACCUAGCUUGCGAGGAAUGAGAAGCCUGCAAAGCAUCGUAUAUAUGCAGUGUACCUACAGUGGUAGGCAAAGUGGGCCUGUUGUCUGAUAUGUAGGUCUACUAUGUAUGUCGAAGGAUUUUAUACCUUACACAUUGACAUGCGGGUUUACUAAGCUAUUCUAUACUCCCUAAUUGUAGAUGGGCAAAUUCUAAUUAACAAUCACGUCGGGUUACACCGCUGGCACUGCUUCACCGGGCUACUGCUUCUUACUAAGUACAAACGAAACAGUGUUUGA